Messenger RNA from Stereum hirsutum FP-91666 SS1, 3363 nucleotides. RefSeq names its product copper radical oxidase. NCBI's taxonomy places the organism in Eukaryota, Fungi, Basidiomycota, Agaricomycetes, Russulales, Stereaceae. The record is from RefSeq and is a predicted model, not a curated record. The coding region runs from base 64 to 3117 and encodes 1017 amino acids. The transcript is spliced from 25 exons.
UAAAGACCUGCAUGGGUUCUACCUCCUCCCUCAUCUGAGCGUCGUCACUCCGAAGCACGAGCGAUGGUGGCGUCCAGAUUCUUGACCUUGUUUAUGGCCGUGGGCUUGUCUUUCACUCCCGUAACUCGGGGGUCCUUCCAUUCUUUAUUCGACCACCACAAUCGUCGUCAGACAGAGGUCAUUCCCACCGACCUUCCUGGCAAUUGGAGCUCUGUAGGAUGCUUCACAGACAAUUCUGCCGCGAGGACACUCACCUCGUCGACAUUCACUAACACAACCGGCAUGACCGUCGAGGCCUGCGUUAAUUUCUGCAACUCAGGAUCAUUUAUCUUCGCAGGUGUCGAAUUCAGUCAGGAGUGCUACUGUGGCGACGAGAUCUCGAACGGCGGAACUAACACAACCUUGUCCGAUUGCAACUCUCCUUGCACGGGGAAUGCUACGGAGACAUGUGGCGCAGGCUCACGUUUGAGCAUGUACUGGAGUGGCGCACAACCUCCUCCACCUCCUGUUAUUGACCCCAGCGUCGGCCCCUGGGUAUCCCUCGGGUGUUACAAUGAUUCUACUGCUGACCGGGUGCUUGACGUCCCAACUGAUGUGACGGGAAGUGUCAGCGUCCAAACAUGUACCGCCGCAUGUUUCGCAUCAGGCUACCCUCUUGCUGGAAUGGAAUUUGCGGACGAAUGCUACUGUUCCCUGUCUAUUCUGAACGGAGGCGUACCCGAGCCGGCCGGAGACUGCAACAUGCCAUGCGUUGGGAACAGCUCCGAGUUCUGUGGUGGACCUAAUCGUCUCAACGUUUACAACCUCACCGACCAUACCGGCUUGCCCCCCGUCACCACACCAGUACCACCCGGAGGCGGCGGAGGAAGCACCACGCCAGUCUUCCCAGUUUCUACACUCCCUGCGCCGUGGACGUAUGCGGCGUGUUAUGUGGACGACGCUUUUGGACGUGUAUUCGAGACGGAGCUCCCGGAUAAUUCGGCUCUUACUGUGGAGAGCUGCAUCGCGUCUUGCUCCGCCCAAAACUUUACCCUUAUUGGCCUCGAGUUUUCGGUCCAAUGCUUCUGUGGCGAUGAUUUGAUCGAAGGCGCUGUCGUUGCCCCAGACACAGACUGCAACAUGGGCUGUGGUGGAAAUGCGACUGAGGCAUGUGGUGGACCGAACCGACUUUCCGUGUAUACCUCGACUGGCAAUGUCACCGUCUUCCCCGUUCCCGUCGCUCAGAACACAAGUCUUCCCGGACAAUGGCAGUAUCAGGGCUGUCUUGCCGAACCUGGUGCAAACCGCGUCUUCCCGUACCAGAUUAUCAACACGAACAACAACUCGGCCGAUGCUUGUUUGACCCAAUGCGCUGCCUUUGGAUACCCCGCAGCCGGAAUGGAAUUCGGUGACGAAUGUUGGUGCGGAGAUGUAGCCGAUAUCCAGGCAAAUGGAGGUGUUUCAGCUCCUGAGAGUGACUGCGAUAUAGCCUGCUCUGGUGAUCCCAUCCACCUCUGUGGCGGUGCCCAAAGGCUGCAACUGUACUUCUACAACGGUGGCAUCGAUACCUGGCACACCCCAGCGGUCACUGGUUACUACGAGUUCUUGAUCGGUGGACUCGUCGUUCCACUCAUCGCCACAGUCGGUGUAAACAACAAGGUCACCUUCCUCGAGAAGUUUGGGACCAGUGAAUUUGACAACAGCACGGGUGCUUACGAACUCGACCUGAGCCUCACGGAUGACUUCGCACAUGCAUGGAGAGAGAUGCACGUCAAAACCGACGUCUUCUGCUCUGCCUCCCUCAUCCUCCCGGACAAGGGCGCCAGACAGAUCAAUGUCGGUGGCUGGUCUGUGGACUCUCUUUAUGGCAUCAGGCUUUAUACGCCUGAUGGAAGUCCUGGCGUGAAUGGCACCAAUGAUUGGGAGGAGAAUGGAGACGAAUUGACCCUUCAGCGUCCGCGUUGGUACCCCUCAGCGCUUCUUCUAUCUAACGGCUCUAUUCUGGUAGUCGGAGGGGAAAUUGGAUCGAAUGGAGUUCCGGAGCCGACACUCGAGAUUCUACCCACACCUGCAGGCGGCCCAACCUAUCUCACCUUGGACUAUCUUCAGCGAACCGAUCCUAACAACCUAUACCCAUUUCUCAUCAUGCUUCCUAGCGGUCGGGUCUUUAUAGGCUAUUACAACGAGGCUCGAAUCCUUGACCCGGGUACUUUCGACACUAUCACGGUCCUUCCUAACAUGCCGGGCUCAGUUACAAGCUUCGAAGCCGGGCGCACAUACCCUAUGGAAGGAGCGGCACUUCUACUUCCACAAUACCCCCCGUACACGGACCCGGUUACAGUUCUCAUAUGCGGCGGGUCUAACUUUGGAGUGGCGCUCGACAAUUGUAUCAACAUCCAACCGGAAGUGGAAAACGCCACUUGGUCUCUUGAGCGUAUGCCCUCGAAACGAGUGAUGCCCAUUAUGGCUGCUCUUCCCGACGGAACUAUGCUGAUCUUGGGUGGCGCAGAACAAGGAGUUGCUGGAUUCGGUCUCGCGGACGAUCCCAACCUUUCUGCUUUACUUUACGAUCCCACGCAGCCUCUCCACCAGCGUAUCUCAAUCCUCAACAACACCAUCGUCGCUCGAUUAUACCAUUCGGAGGCUACCCUUCUCCCUGACGGCCGUGUCCUCGUCUCUGGCUCUGACCCCCAGACGAACAACCCCGAUGGCACGCCCAAGUUCCCGGAAGAGAUGAGGAUCGAGGUCUACGUUCCACCAUAUCUGACUCAAGGACGCACGAAGCCGACAUUCACCGUGACGGAGACUGACUGGGCCUAUGGCGGCCAAUAUACCCUGAACGUUCAAUUGACCUACGGCCCCAUCUCUAAUAUGCGUGUCUCUUUGAUAGCAGGUACCUCGAGCACCCACGGAAACGUCAUGGGCGGACGUACUAUAUUCCCCGAAUUCUCUUGCAGUGGGACAACCUGCACUGUCACGGCGCCCCCCAACUCCUUCGUCAGCCCUCCUGGGUGGUGGCAACUUUUCGUUCUCGAUGGGCCUACCCCCUCUAUCUCACAAUGGGUUCGCAUCGGUGGAGACCCUGGAGAACUCGGUAACUGGCCGAACUUGCCUGGCUUCACGCUUCCUGGUGUCUGAAGAUAUCGAUUAUAAUCUACUCUUUUCACACGGGUGGAACCCUGCGUCACACGAACAUUAUCUACUGCUAUCAUCACUCCUUUUUCGUUUUUCUAUUGUUUGGGACUUUGUUGGAUGAUCUCGUCGGUCGUGUUUGGUCUAUGGGCGUACUCUGGCGCCGAAUUUUGUGUAUUCAGCACGACACUUCCUCUACUGUGACCGCGAUUCAUCUAACCAUCAUACACAUAAUUGUAUCGCAAUUGUCUG